GCAUCGGACGGACUUCGCGCAGGUCGUCCUCGUGAUCCAAGCGGGGAGUCUCGUCGGAUGAGCGGUUUUGGAGUUGGGGGGGGGGGUUAAAUCCCAGCCCUUCGCCUUUGUUGCGCCGAGCGAGGGGGGCGGAGAGAGCAACAGGUCCGCGCGUAUAAAAGCGUCCACCCGGCACUCGGGGCGACACCGGAGUCGCGCCUGCAACACCAGGGAGACACUCUUCUUUUUAGAGGGAAUUCCUGGACUUGUUCCCCCCCCCCCCUUUUUUUUUUUUUUAAAUAUUAUUAUUCUGAUUAUUUUUGGGGGAUGCCAAUCAUGCUGACGCCGUGCGCCGCGCGUUGCUUCUUGCCUCUUUGGCUCUCGCUGCUUGGAUACGCUCAGGCCGGACCGAUCCUCCUCCUCAACUCCAACUCCAUCAAGAACUUCGAGCCGGUCAGCCCGAGUCCGCGCACCUCGCCGCCGCCCCCUCCUCCGCCGGGCGGCCUGGGCCACAAAUCGUCCGCGGACGCCUUGCAGCAGGCGAGCGUGUGCGCGGACGACGACGACUGCGGCGGGGAGGAAUUUUGCAACGACGUCCGCAGCGUGUGUCUGCCGUGCCGCAGGAACCGGAAGCGUUGCGCGCGAGACUCCAUGUGUUGCGCAGGAAGUCGCUGCGGCAACGGUGUGUGUCAGACGAAUGACUUCGAUGGGCCGGAAUCUUCCACCGUAUCAGUCUGGCAUUUACACAACCACACCAUGGAGCACCAUGCCAAGAGGCCGCUUGCUGGCCCCGAAGGCCACCCUGUGAAAGGUCAGGAAGGCGACACGUGCCUGCGCUCGGCCGACUGCGCUGCGGGGCUGUGCUGCGCCCGCCACUUCUGGUCGCGCAUCUGCAAGCCGGUGCUGACCGAGGGCCAGGUGUGCACGCGCCACCGCCGCAAGGGCACCCACGGCCUGGAGCUGUUCCAGCGCUGCGACUGCGGCGACGGCCUGGCGUGCCGGCCCGAGAGAGGCGAGCGGGAGCAGCACGCCGGCGUCGGCAGGACGUCCGCCCGGAACCUGCACACCUGCCAGAGACGUUGAUUCGCGCGCACACAGACAAACACACACACAUAUGCCAACACCCAAGACUUUUCUUUCCUGCCAGCGCCGCUGACACCAAGACAGCGCCAGGAAGCGAAGAUGCGCUUCCUGGGAAAAGUGAUACACCCGCAGAGAUGAUGGACUGAUCUCGUUGCCCGCCAACGGAUGAGAGGGGAGGUCGAAGGGGGGGGGGGCGAGCGGCGGGGGGGGGGGGGGGGGGUGUCUCAGUCGUCGGCGGGGUUAAUGGCAGAGCUGUUUUCUUUGUUUCUGUUUUUAUGGAACUUGAAGCCUCGGUUAUUGCAGUAAAUUACUGUAUUGUGAAUGACGGCUGGGGAACAAACGCUCAUAAUAUAUAAUAAAUCAUUGAACAUAUGUUCCGGGACAUUCCAGACUCACCCGCGGCAGGUGAAAAUCUGCGCUAUAGCGAGACCAUGUAUUUUUUGGACAUGAUAAGUUUUACCUCUCCCGAAUGCUUUAAACACGUUUAAAUGUAUUAAACACUUUUUAAAGUAUUCCUUAGCGCCUGUUUUCACU
Syngnathoides biaculeatus (alligator pipefish) is the source of this 1596-nucleotide messenger RNA. Its product is annotated as dickkopf-related protein 1-like. The record is from RefSeq and is a predicted model, not a curated record. Gene Ontology annotation, biological process: negative regulation of canonical Wnt signaling pathway; multicellular organism development. The coding region runs from base 307 to 1062 and encodes 251 amino acids. Gene Ontology annotation, cellular component: extracellular region. Lineage: Eukaryota; Metazoa; Chordata; Actinopteri; Syngnathiformes; Syngnathidae. The transcript is spliced from 4 exons. Gene Ontology annotation, molecular function: receptor antagonist activity; co-receptor binding.